UAAAUAAGUAAAAUAUAGACACAUAAAAGUAAGUGGGAAAUUAUAUUAUCGAUAUCGAUACGAAAUUCAAUUUGCAAUUGUCAAGAACGUCACGUCUCUAACAGGUACCUACUGUGUCGUAUGUAAAAAUUACAUAAGGCUAAAUAAAUCAAAUUCCAGAAUGGCCGGAGACUCAGUCGACGAAUCCCAGCUUAAAGGCUUGUCGAAAUACUUCAACAGCCAAACCAACAGAGGCAGAGCAAAUACCGCAAAGGCCACAUAUGCAUUCUUCGGUGCGUUGAUAUUGUACUUCACCCUGAAACCCUCCAAGAAGUAAAAAUUGACAGAUUUCAUAAACCUACUGUAAAUUUUAUUUUUAGCCUUAUGAUAUUUAUUUCAAUAAGGGCAGUGUACAUUUAGUUAAUAAAAAUCAUGUAAAACUGUU
Molecule: messenger RNA, 424 nt
Organism: Amyelois transitella
Lineage: Eukaryota; Metazoa; Arthropoda; Insecta; Lepidoptera; Pyralidae
Gene: Neb-cGP
Product: ATP synthase membrane subunit K, mitochondrial
Exons: 3
Coding region: 161-316 (51 amino acids)
Source: RefSeq, a predicted model, not a curated record